AUGACAGAAACAAAGAUGAGUGCUGCGCAACGACGCAAGCGUGUCAUUGACAUGCUGUGUAACCCGGCUGCCGAUAAUGUUUUCACUGAAGAAGACCGCGUCCCAAAGAGAUUAAAACUCUCGAGUCCACUGGGCAGCAAUCUUGACAAGGCAGCUCCUGAGAAGAAGAACGACGCCUCCUAUGCUUUAUUCGUCAAUAGUCGUUUGAGCGAACAGGAAGCUGCUCAUCUUCCCUUCGGCCGCCCGUUACUUGAUGAAUCUGAGAUCAUACAGUGUAAGCACUGUAAGAAGCCAAUUCUUCGUCCUCUCGCACAGAGCCACAUUAAGGCGUGUCUCAAGGUUAAGGCAGAGGCGAAGAAAGAGCGGAAGCUAGCUAAGGAAGCUGCCUCGGGUAAGGUUGAUUUGAAGAAAACAAAGGAGAAGGCCGAGGGUAAAGAAGGUGAAGAUAAAGAGGAGAAGGCCAAAGCCUCUAAACCCGCUACUACGGGUGCUACCGCUUCAGAAGCGGUUAAAAGCACCACCAAGACAGCCACUAAGACGAAGGCCGGUGCCGGUGCUAAGAAAAAAGCGGAGGACGAGGGAGCGGCAGAAAACAAAAAUUCGAAGAAGAGGAAGGCUACAGCUGACGACGACAAAGCAAAGGCAGGUGAGGGACCUAAGACUAAGAAGACGAAGAAGGAAAAGCCGGCUCCGAAGCCGAAAGGCCCUGUUGAUGUGGAGAGACAAUGCGGUGUCCCUCUCCCUAAUGGCCAGCUCUGCGCACGAUCUCUUACGUGCAAAUCUCAUAGUAUGGGCGCAAAACGCGCAGUUCAGGGCAGGCCAGCUCCUUACGAUACACUUCUUCUUGCCUAUCAAAAGAAAAAUCAAGCUAAACAGCAAAAAGCUGCAAUUAAUGCUAGUAAUCCCGCUCCUGAUGAUCUCGAAACGAACUCGCUUCAUGUCGACUCAGACGAAGAAAUGGAGUUUGUAAUGGCCGCUGUCGCUCGGUCCAAUCCACAACCAAUAGUUCCGACCAUCCUCCUCUCCUCCCGACAGAAGUAUAACCACAGACGAUUCGCUUUAAUGCUUGGUGCCGCCCUUAAACCCCCCAAUCCGCCAAUGAGUGCAGUCGAUGCUAGGCCCUUCGGUAGUUUCAGCCAUGGUUUUAUGAGCCAAACUUAA
Messenger RNA from Orbilia oligospora ATCC 24927, 1161 nucleotides. RefSeq lists its product as uncharacterized. The coding region runs from base 1 to 1161 and encodes 386 amino acids. The transcript has 6 exons. Gene Ontology annotation, cellular component: SAGA complex. Lineage: Eukaryota; Fungi; Ascomycota; Orbiliomycetes; Orbiliales; Orbiliaceae. The record is from RefSeq and is a predicted model, not a curated record. Gene Ontology annotation, biological process: regulatory ncRNA-mediated heterochromatin formation; regulation of transcription by RNA polymerase II; RITS complex assembly.